UUACCGUGACGUCAUAUAUCAACAAAAAUUUGUGGAAAGUCAACCUAGCGCAACCUUGCUACAGGAAUCUGCGUAUUUUCCCAUAAUUUAUGAGAUAGAGCUGUCAUAGGGCACCAUGGCUACUGCUCCACCGCCCCCUAGUUAUAACGAUGCCACAAAUCCAGGCUAUGGCUACAGUGAUCCUAAUGCUCCCAACGCGGGAUAUGCACCUGUCCCACUAAAGGAAAUGGACAAUGCAGGUCAGCCCCCACCACCCCAGCCUGCUGGCUAUGGCUACGGCACAGGAUAUGCUGCACCGCCACCUGGUGGCUAUAGCCAGCCUCAACCCACUGGCUACGCAGCCCCUAAACCGGAAGAUACUUCAUACACUGUGGAGGAGGAAUGGGCAGGGCAGUCCUUCUCAGAUAAAGCUGUCCGAAGGAAUUUUAUCAAAAAGGUAUACCUGAUAUUAGCAGCACAACUGGCUGUUACAUUUGGCAUCGUGUGCAUUUUUUCACUUGUAGAACCAGUGGGAUUGUUUGUUAGACAUAACAUUUGGCUUUAUUGGAUAUCCUAUGCCCUGUUCAUCAUACUCUACAUAGUCCUGGUAUGCGUGCGAGAGGCUCGCCGUAGCUUCCCUGCUAACUUCAUCUGCCUGGCUGUGUUUACGCUGGUGUUCUCGUACAUGACGGGCACCAUCGCGAGCUCCUACACCACGGAGUCUGUCAUGAUUGCCGCUGGGAUCACUGCCGCAGUGUGUCUGGCUGUAUCAAUCUUUGCCAUCCAAACCAAGAUUGAUUUCACCCUCUGUUCCGGACUGAUAUUUGGUCUGUUCAUGGUGCUGUUAUUCUUUGGCCUGUCCGUGAUGAUUGUUUACCUUGUCACACCUGUGGACUACUUUGCCGCCAGGGUGCUGUCGUGCGUUUGGGGAGGUCUGGCUGCUCUGCUCUUCGUUCUGUUCCUGAUCGUUGACACCCAGUUGUUGUUUGGCGGCAAGAAGUAUUCACUGAGCCCAGAGGAGUAUAUCUUUGCUGCACUGCAGCUCUAUCUGGAUAUCGUGUAUCUGUUCCUUAUCAUUCUGUCGUUAUUUGGAGGUAAGAAGUAAGCAACACGAGGCGGUGUAAAAAAGGCAGGUACAGGAUUUUGCUGAGAGCAGGGUAAAAAAAUGCCGGCUUGCUUAUCAGGUUUUGUCUGUACCCUCCUCAAAACAUCAAUGAUGAAUAAUAAUGACCAUAGCGAUAAUGAUGCUACUUUAUAUAAUUAUGGGAGCUAAAGUUGAAUGUGGGCAUGACAAUAUGUAUAGAUACAGACAUAUUACAGUUAAAAUAGAAUUGGCAUAUAGAUAAAUCUGUACAUUUUUACUCAAAAUGACAUUAAUAUUUAACACACACCUCUAGUUAAAAGCAGGCUUUAAUUUUUUUAUUUUUUUUUGAAAUAAUUUUUUUCAAAUAAGAGAAAAAAUAGAUUUCCUAAUUGUUUAUUAUUUAAGGUGUCAUCAGUAACCUUGUGUGCAUACAGUUUUGUUGGGUUGCUUAUUAGAAUUGUAGUCAGGAAUCUGAAUUGUUGAAUAUC
Messenger RNA from Lingula anatina, 1551 nucleotides. Its product is annotated as protein lifeguard 3-like. The record is from RefSeq and is a predicted model, not a curated record. Gene Ontology annotation, cellular component: membrane; endoplasmic reticulum; Golgi apparatus. NCBI's taxonomy places the organism in Eukaryota, Metazoa, Brachiopoda, Lingulata, Lingulida, Lingulidae. Gene Ontology annotation, biological process: negative regulation of apoptotic signaling pathway.